Pelodiscus sinensis (Chinese soft-shelled turtle) is the source of this 1287-nucleotide messenger RNA. The record is from RefSeq and is a predicted model, not a curated record. NCBI's taxonomy places the organism in Eukaryota, Metazoa, Chordata, Testudines, Trionychidae.
AUGAAAUCCUGUCCAACAAAUCACAGUGAAACUACAAAUCAUCCUCCAAAAGAUUACUGCACAGAAACUAUAAAAGCCAACACAGGAGUUCAAAUGGUGAAUUUUUCCCUGAAAAGCAUCUCGGUCGUGGUGCAUGGGCGGUGGCUGCUGCAAAAACACGUGUGCGCCUCAGUAACCGUGACACGUCCAGUUCAAUCUUCAAGAAGAUCCUCAAGAAGUGCAAAUCCAAAACAUAAUGAUUUGAAAAUAGUAGGAUCAACCACAUUUCCAGUCAAAAUUUAUGUCAAGUUGAAUCACAACAGUCCACGUAUUCUGUGUGUAACAAAUCGGCUACGAAAUUCAGAGCUGAUCGAUCCAGUAUUCCAGUGGCAUGGACCAGAAGGUGACCUUGUUGCAGAAAAUAGCAGUGUGAAAAUAACACCAACAGGAACCCUAAUAUUCAGACACUUCAAAUAUGACAUGAGUGGAGUUUACACUUGUUCCCUCGUUUUUAAACCAACUGAAGAACAGGCUGAAAAAAACUAUUUGCUCAAAUAUGUUAUUUAUGCUUAUUCUGAUCCUAACUUUUACUAUGAGUUUACAGCCCGGUAUCAUGCAGCCCCCUGCAACAGUAUCUACAAUAUUUCUUUCGAGAAGAAGUUGCUUCAAAUACUAAGCAAACUUGUCAUUGAACUUUCUUGUGAGGUUACUUUACUCAAGUCAGAGUGUCAUCAUGUAAAAAUGCAGAAAGCAGGUUUACAAAAUGAAAUCUUCUUUACUUUUACAGUUUCUUCUUUAGAUUCAGAAAAAAGCAACAAUCCAUGUCAAACGAAUUGUGAUACUACUAAAAGAUUAAACAAGGCAAAAGAUCUUAUAGAGAGAUUUUUUAACCAACAAGUGGAAGUUCUGGGGAAACGUUCUGAACCCUUACCUGAAAUAUACUAUAUUGAAGGUACUCUGCAUAUGGUCUGGGUUAAUCGCUGCUAUCCAGGAUUUGGAAUAAAUUCUCUAAUACAUCCAGAUUGUCCUGAUUGUUGCGUUGUCUGCAGCCCAGGAACAUAUAAUCCCCAUGAUGGAGUUCACUGUCUUCAGUGCAACCAAACUUUGAUAUAUGGAGCAGCAAAAUGUUAGCAGAAUAUCAUACAUGGCUCUAAUGUACUUUAUUUUUAACAUAGUAACAUCAGUACAUGUAUUUUAACACCUUGUACAGAGAAUUUUGAAUACAACAAUGUUUUUUAAAGGAGUAAUAUCUAGCCACUUUAAUAAAAUAAUAGGUCUUAUGCUAUUUUUGAGUAUUUGAUUUUUUUU